This is a messenger RNA of Triticum urartu, 1405 nucleotides long. Lineage: Eukaryota; Viridiplantae; Streptophyta; Magnoliopsida; Poales; Poaceae. The record is from RefSeq and is a predicted model, not a curated record.
AAGUCAAAGCGGCCACGUCUCCGCUCCCCGCCGCCGCACAUCUCCCCUACCUCCGUCUGCACAGCACAGGAGAUCUAUCUCUUCAUUCACACCUCUUCCCCCGCCGCUCUCCGUUCUACCGACCGGCACCGGAAAAGAUAGAGACGCCCCGCGCGCGUCGGCUGGCUCCUGGUUCCGUCCGCCGUCCCCCCACUGCCCGCUUCUCCCGAUCCCCUUCCGAGGUAGUUUAGUUGGCUGGCUGGCUGGCAUGGCUGCUGAAUCCCAGACCGAGACUGGCAACUGCAGUGCCUGGGCGGCAAAAGAUCCUUCUGGAAUACUCUCCCCACACAGUUUCAACCGUAGGACUGUACGACAUGACGAUGUCUCUUUGAGGAUCACGCAUUGUGGUGUCUGUUACGCCGAUGUUAUCUGGACAAAAAAUAGGCACAAUGACUCGGUGUACCCUUUAGUCCCUGGGCAUGAAAUUGCUGGAGUUGUAACUGAGGUUGGUUCAGAUGUCAAGGGCUUCAAACUGGGCGACCAUGUGGCUGUCGGGACAUAUGUCAACUCAUGCCGUGACUGUGACAACUGCAAUAGCUUCCUCGAGAACCACUGCUCAAAGUUUGUUUUCACUUUCAAUGGUGUCGAUACGGACGGUGCUGUCACAAAGGGAGGAUAUUCCACUCACAUUGUAGUUCAUGAACGGUACUGCUAUAAAAUACCUGAUGGCUAUCCAUUGGAAAAGGCAGCACCUUUGGUUUGUGCUGGGAUCACUGUGUACACUCCGAUGACGCGACAUAACAUGAACCAGCCGGGAAAGUCACUGGGUGUCAUUGGUCUUGGUGGGUUGGGUCACAUGGCAGUGAAAUUUGGGAAAGCCUUUGGCCUGAAGGUGACUGUUCUUAGUACAAGUGAAUCGAAAAGAGAUGAAGCAAUCAGCGUUCUUGGUGCAGAUAAUUUUGUGGUGUCAUCAGAUAAAAAACAGAUGGAGUCCCUGAAAAAUUCUUUGGACUUCAUUGUCGAUACUGCCUCUGGUGACCACCCAUUUGACCCUUAUCUCGCACUUCUGAAAGUUGGUGGCGUAAUGGCGCUAGUUGGCUUUCCUGGAGAAAUCAGAGUGCAUCCUGCAACACUUAAUCUGGGUGCACGGACUUUGUCUGGUAGUGUGACUGGAGGCACGAAGGACACCCAGGAGAUGAUGAACUUCUGCGCGGCAAACAAAAUCUACCCAGAGAUUGAGGUUAUAAAGAUAGACUACGUCAACGAGGCCCUUGAGAGGCUUGUCAACCGGGAUGUGAGGUACCGGUUUGUAAUCGACAUAGAGGGCUCUUUCAAGUAAUACGCUCGCGGCUGGCACAUUUUGAAUCCUUAUAAAAGCAUGUGGAAUAAGUUGAAUCUUGUGGGAAUGGAGGGCUUUCUUCUGUAA